CUUUCUUCUCAAUCAAUACAUAGAUCUUGUUCAUUUACGCGUCGAGGGGUAUUACAAUGCACGGACUUAUCUCUCAUUUGUGGGGGGUUCGAAUUGAAUCUAACGGUAUAUAUCGGAUUGGAAGCUGGCUCUGAUUUUCUCGAGAUGACUGCACAGAAGCAGAGAGCAACAAAUAACGGAAAGAGAUGGUAGUUAGCGGGUGGACAAUACAACAAGCGACUCUUGAGAAAAACAGAACACUUUUGGUUUUACAUGCUGGGCACCUAUUUCAAACUAUCUUAAUAUAUAUCUAUUUAAUAUAAUUAUAUAUAUUAAUUCUUGGCGACAUAGCUGUGACUUUUGUUUUUGAAAAUAAAAAGUUUUGUUUAAUAAUCGCUUAUAUACAAAUUUCGUUUGAAUAAUCAAACCCGUUUAAUUCAUACCUGAUAUUUUCUUAUUUGUUCAAUGGUAACAAAUCACGCCGGAAAUGGAUUCCGUUUAAAAAUCCGUCAUCUUUAAUUUAAGGUAUUUGCUGAUAAUAUCUCGCUCAACGUCGUGUGCAACCUUUGUUAAAGUAUAUCCCGAUCAUCAUCACACCUGGACUCUCUCUCCAAAAUUGUGACUUUGUGAAUUAAAAUGAUGGAGAAACUGUAUUAUUCUAGCUCGGGCCCGCUGGAGCCUUCACCGUAUCGCCCACGUAGCCCUCCCUGUGGACCGGGGGAACGAACAUUGAUCCCGUCCCACUCUCUACCAGCUCACUCAUCUUUACCGGGUUACGACAGCAACCAUACCCCAGUGCACCUCAGCGCCUACAACACCGGCCCACAACCUAUGAAAAACCUUCCACUUUAUCCUGAAAGUGAUUUCACGAGACCUCAGACGAAUCACAUGACCACACUUCAUUCACCUGUUAUGUUACCAAGGAAACCGCUUAGUGAUUAUCCUCUGAGUGGGGUAUCCAACAUCCAUCAUCACUAUCAUCAUCAACCCCCUCAACCAGUCGACAAUCCAAGCCAUCACGGAGCUGUUCUACCCUAUUCAGAUUUAUUGCGUGAAGGCUAUGGUGUCCAAGGCUCAGAUCAGCAAGGCUAUGGUGGCUCAUGGCAGAAGUCUCCCACUCUGAAUGGUACAUCAGGUAUCCUUCCAUGUUCCGAUGUCCUCCCUCAUCAUCAGCCGAACUUCCUCAACUCUUCCUCGGCAGCGGCUGCACGAUCUCAGUCCGCCCACAGUCCCGGUCACCACACCAACCACCCCACGGUCCACCCCAACCAUCAACAAGUCUCACCCUUCGUCUCCACAGCAUCCACGCCUACUUCAGUGGGCGGGGCUACCUAUGAAGACUACGCCUCCAAGCUGCGCUCUUCGGCCGAUGAGAGCCGUUUCUCCCUGCCGUACACGCCCACCCCGCCCGCAUGGCGCACAAACCACCAUCACCAUGCAUCACAGCCCAGCGUCCCUCCACCACCGCCUCCUCCACCUCUCUACUUCUGUGGGAGGAUGGUCCAAGUCAGAUCCAACAAAAAUAAGAGCGAACACAAGAAAAGUAGUAACCAAUGCAACAUAUGCGGUAAGUCUUACGCAAGGCCAAGCACGCUGAAGACACACAUGCGAACCCAUUCGGGUGAGAAACCUUAUCACUGUCCAACCUGCCAGAAGUCUUUCUCUCAAACAGCAAACUUAACGGCUCAUAUGAGAACACAUUCAGGUGAAAAACCAUUCAGAUGCCUCAUCUGUAACCGACAAUUCUCUCAGAGUUCAUCGGUCACUACGCACAUGCGUACACAUUCUGGAGAGCGCCCCUACCGGUGUGCUUACUGCAGGAAAGCCUUCGCUGAUAGCUCCACCUUGACGAAACAUCUUCGCAUCCACAGUGGGGAAAAACCCUACCAAUGUAAAAUAUGUCUCCUCAGGUUUUCGCAGAGUGGCAAUCUAACGAGACACAUGAAGGUCCACAAGAACGAGUAGAAGUAUCUGAUCCAGACUCUGGAGUCGCUCUGGGUGGACUGCAGUCAGUCAGGAAUGAAUCCAUCCCGUCCCAUGUUCAGCUGGCGUUCGUCCGCUACUGUCUUGUAGAGGAUGUUUACCUGUCAAGCUAUUCUGUACUCAGAGUCGCCUCUAUACGAUCUAUGUGUUCACCCGAGACUAUCCUGGGUGGUUCUUACCUGGUCUUCCUCUAUCCCUGUCCACCGAAAGAAAGUGCGUUCAUCUUCCAAGCUAUCCCAUACUCUGAGAAACGUCUGUAAAGUCACCCAGUGUUCACCUGAGACUUUCCUGGAUGAAUCUUACCUGAUCUUCCUCUAUUAUUUUUAUUACUGUCCAUCG
Molecule: messenger RNA, 2301 nt
Organism: Strongylocentrotus purpuratus (purple sea urchin)
Lineage: Eukaryota; Metazoa; Echinodermata; Echinoidea; Camarodonta; Strongylocentrotidae
Product: protein glass
Exons: 6
Coding region: 616-1944 (442 amino acids)
Biological process (GO): regulation of transcription by RNA polymerase II
Cellular component (GO): nucleus
Molecular function (GO): RNA polymerase II cis-regulatory region sequence-specific DNA binding; DNA-binding transcription factor activity, RNA polymerase II-specific
Source: RefSeq, a predicted model, not a curated record